AUGUCAAGAGCUUCAUCCGAUUUGCAACGAGCUAUAAAGAAAGCUUGUACGGUUGAUGAAGAGGCUCCUAAGAGAAAACAUGUCAGAGCUUGUAUUCUGUAUACUUGGGAUCAUCAUUCUUCAAAGGAGUUUUUCCAAAUUUUGAAAAAUGGCAAUUAUAUGAAUGAUGAGAUUCAAUUAUUUAAAAUGCUUAUUUUAAUUCAUAAGGUUAUUCAAGAAGGUCAUCCAAGUGCUUUAAUUGCCGGUAUCAAGAAUAGAGAAUGGAUUAAGUCCAUGUACAGGGUCCACGGUGGUUCUUCUCCUUAUGCGAAAUUGAUUGCCAAAUAUGUAAAGUUUUUAAUUAUGAAAUUGGAUUUCCAUGCUCACCAUAAAGGUUUCAGAAAUGGUACUUUCGAGUACCAGGAAUACGUCUCUUUGGUCUCGGUUUCUGACUUGGAUAGAGGUUAUGAGACUAUUCUGGAAUUGAUGGCUUUACAGGACUUGGUAGAUGAAUUCGCACAAUACAUCUUCGCCUCCAUUGAGAGAGGUUAUACCGCGGAUUUGAAAGUAGCUGGGUUGGUCCCACUAAUUGCAGAAUCUUAUGGUAUUUAUAAAUUUAUCACCUCCAUGUUGAGAGCCAUUUACACCCAAUUGGAUGAUGAAGGUCUUGUUCAAAUGCUUGAAGAAAAAGUAAUGGAACAACAUUUAAGAUUAUUCGAAUUUUACGCCGAUUGUGCCUCUAUCAAGUCUUUGUCCUCAUUAGUAACUAUUCCAAAAUUACCAAGGGAUCCACCAAGCAUGGCUCCAAAACUAGAGUCUGUUACUUCCGCAUCAAAAAAUUUAGCAAGAGAACCUUCACCUGCUAUCUCAAACCAACAAAGGUCAAUGACUCCUCAAUCGAUUAGCAGACAAGCUUCCCAACGUCCACCAGCUUCUUCUUCCGUCACUCCUUUAGCUACUCCUGCAAAUGUUCCUGACUUUGCUACUGCUCUUGCCACUGCUCCAUUAAAGAGAAUGUCUACCGCCAAUGCUUUCCCACAAGCAGCUGCAAUGACAGGUGGUGCUAACCUUACAGCAGCAGCCACCGGUUUCUUUGUUCCUGUUACUACAGAUCUUGCCGCCAACACUGCAUACAUGAAUGCUUCCUUGACAGGUGGUGCUAAUGCUACUAUGAUGAAUCCAGUAUUAACUGGCGGUGCAAAUAAUGCCUAUAUGAACGCAGCUUUAACUGGUGGUGCAAACAAUGCUUACAUGAACGCAGCUUUAACUGGUGGUGCAAACAAUGCUUACAUGAACGCAGCUUUAACUGGCGGUGCCAAUACAGCUUAUAUGAAUGCAUCAUUCACUGGUGGGGCUAACACUGCAUACACUAAUGCUUCCUUGACAGGUGGUGCUAAUGCUACUAUGAUGAACCCAGUAUUAACAGGUGGUGCAAAUACCAAUAUGAUGAACCCAGUGUUAACAGGUGGUGCGAAUAAUGCUUAUAUGAAUGCAUCGCUAACUGGCGGAGCUAAUCCAUCUAUGAUGAACCCAAUGUCUACUGGUGGUGCUAAUUCUGCGUAUAUGAAUACUAGUUUGAGCGGAGGUGCUAAUUUACCAUAUAUGAACCAAACUGGUACUUUGAAUAAUCCUGCAUUAACUGGAACCAACAUGGCUCCAACAACUUUUAUGACCUCUACAACAACAGGACCAACCACAACAUUUAUGAAUUCCAAUAAUACAGGUGGUGCCAAUUCAGCUUCUAUGACUACUCUAGCAAAUCAAUUUACCAAUUCCAUGACAUUAAAUCCUACUGGUUCGAUUCAAGCAAGCUUCUCUACACCCUCAUUACCAUCUAUGCAGCAAAAUAAUAGCAAUCAAACUGGUAAUUUAGUUCAACAAAUCCAAGAAAAUCAAGAUCUUUUACAAAAAUACGAUGAUCAGUUACAAAAAAAUGAAACCGAAUUAAAUAGAUUAAGACAGCAAUUGGCUUAUAAAGAAACAGAUAUGAAGAAUGUCCAAGAUAAAUGUGAUUCUAUCUCUAAACUUUAUUCACAACUACGUCAAGAACACUUAAGGAUCUUACCUCGUGCACAAAGCUCACCACAACAAACUCUAGAUUUUGUAUUACAAGCAUCAAUCAAUAACCUACAACUACGUCCAACAAAGGAAGAUGUCUCUAAAUUUGCAACUGAGUUAGCCACACACAUGAAUAAUUUCAUUGUUUCUAACUCGGACUUCAACAACGUUGUAUAUGCAGCAACAGCUUUCAGUAAUGCUAUGGCUACACUAGCAGCAACUUCAUACUCCCCAGAGAUUGCCCAAAGGUGUUCGUAUCAAGCUCAACAAUAUUUAACCCAGCUGACAUCCAGCGUUUUAUCUCCCCUAUCAGUGGAGAUAAAGACUGAUACAGUAAUCAAUGCGAAUAUAGAAAUGCAAAGAGCAUUACAACAACUUUGA
Molecule: messenger RNA, 2418 nt
Organism: Vanderwaltozyma polyspora DSM 70294
Lineage: Eukaryota; Fungi; Ascomycota; Saccharomycetes; Saccharomycetales; Saccharomycetaceae
Gene: SLA2
Product: Sla2p
Exons: 1
Coding region: 1-2418 (805 amino acids)
Biological process (GO): endocytosis; actin filament organization; clathrin coat assembly
Cellular component (GO): actin cortical patch; clathrin-coated vesicle
Molecular function (GO): clathrin-cargo adaptor activity; clathrin light chain binding; phosphatidylinositol-3,5-bisphosphate binding
Source: RefSeq, a predicted model, not a curated record